AUGGAAGAUUCACAACUCUCUCGGUCUGGCUCACUUAACGACCCUUCCUCUCAUGCCGGGAUCUACAUAACAACCUUUCCUCUCAAACUCAUCAUCGAGAUACUCUCGAGACUUCCGGCGAAAUCUCUCAUCCGAUUCAAAUCAGUGUCGAAGCUGUGGAAUAGUAUCAUCCGUAGUAAAGAUUUGACAGACGCGUUUCUGACUCGGUCAAGGGCUCGGCCUCGUCUCCUCUUCACUUUUCAACACUUGGAAACAGGGCAGAGUUUCAUCUUCUCAGCCCCUGAACACGAGAAAGAGAAGGACAAGACGGUUGUCGCGAGACACGAGAUGACGAUCACGGAUUUCGGCUUCUGCACCAUCACAUCUUCCCCCUACUACAUCACAUCUUCCCCUGUGAAUGGCCUGGUAUGUUGCACAAGUGGCUCAAGGAUCGCUGUUUGUAAUCCCACCACGAGACAGUGGUGUAUACUGCCCCACGUCAAACCCGAAGGAAGAGUCAUGCACGCACGUCUAGGGUACGAUCCGGUGGGAGAUGAAUACAAAGUGUUGUGUGUGAUGAUGAUGUGCAAACGCGGAAGAAGAGAUAUAAAACAGGAGCAUCUCGUUUUCACACUGAGAUCUGAGCAACAAUUGACCUGGAGAUAUAUCGACAUCACGGGAGAGCCUUACACGGAUGUACAAGGCGGAAUCUGCAUCAAUGGCGCUAUAUACUACAAAGUUGGACACACAAAGAUAGCUAGAUUCGAUAUUAGACGGGAGAGGAUUAUGUUUAUUGAAGUACCCAAAGACGAUAUCACAAGUUGGGUUUCUACAAAUCACCAAGGAAAGUUUGGAGGAAUAGAGUAUGAUGAUAACUUGUACGAGAUGAUGCGAGUUUGGAUUCAAGAGAAAGAAAGAUUUGUGGAAUAAGAGGACGACUUGCGUUGUGCCUUGUGAGUGGGGAGACUUGUUUAGAGAGAAGAGACUAUCUUCUCCGGGAGAGAUUCAUACCGGAGAAAUUAUGUUGGUCUCUCACCGGUUAGAAUCAUCUAAGCCUAUCUCUGUUUUCUAUUGCGAUGUGAUCCAAGAGAGUUUCAGGCGUGCGCAUGUCAAAGGAAUCGCCGAUUAUGAGUUUAGACGUACCCAUGGAAUUGGUAUGCUUGAUCAUGAUAUCUUGUG
Molecule: messenger RNA, 1158 nt
Organism: Camelina sativa (false flax)
Lineage: Eukaryota; Viridiplantae; Streptophyta; Magnoliopsida; Brassicales; Brassicaceae
Source: RefSeq, a predicted model, not a curated record